Messenger RNA from Anopheles aquasalis, 2023 nucleotides. RefSeq lists its product as uncharacterized. The record is from RefSeq and is a predicted model, not a curated record. Lineage: Eukaryota; Metazoa; Arthropoda; Insecta; Diptera; Culicidae. Gene Ontology annotation, biological process: lipid catabolic process. Gene Ontology annotation, molecular function: lipase activity; serine hydrolase activity.
GAUUCGUUGGAUCUUCAAAAGCGGAACAACAAUGAAGGGAAGCACACUGGUUUGCUGUCUGUUGGCUGUGCAGCUCUUUGGAGCUCUGGCGUCCGACAACUGGAAGCUGGUACCGGAUGAGUCCGGCCGGUUGCGUUUGAUCAACACCAACCCGUACGACAUCCCGGAGGAGGAGAACGUCGUGGAGCCCCUCUUCAAUGCCGAAACGGAUGUCAUCUUCCGUCUGUUUACCCGUCGCAAUCCGGCCCAUGGACAGGUCCUCCAGUGGAACAAUCCAGCGUCGGUCCAAAACUCCAACUUUGUCGCUGGCCAUCCAACGCGAUUCACCAUCCACGGUUGGAAUGGUGGCGAAACGUCCGGGCUGCAUGCUAACAUCCGCCAGAACUAUCUCGGUGUGGGCGAGUUCAACGUGAUUGCGGUCGAUUGGGGUGCAGGUGCGCAGACGGCCAACUAUAUCGCAGCACGGAACCGUGUCGGUGCCGUUGGUGAUAUUAUCUCGCGCAUGGUUAACACGCUCGUAUCGGCGACCGGUACUUCGCGGAACAACAUCUACCUGAUCGGUCACAGUCUCGGUGCGCAUGCGGCCGGUAAUGCUGGGAAGCAGCAGAAUGGACAGCUGAACACGAUCAUCGGUUUGGAUCCGGCUGGUCCGCUGUUUUCGUUGUCCGAUCCGGAUACGAUGGCACCACGGGAUGCGCAGUAUACCGAGUCCAUCUUCACGAACGCGGGGCUGUUGGGUUUCGAUUUGCCGCUGUCUGAUGCCAACUUCUAUCCCAAUGGUGGACGUUCACAGCCGGGUUGUGGUAUUGAUGUGUCCGGUAACUGUGCCCACUCGCGGGCCCAUGAACUGUACGCGGAGUCCGUUUCGACACCGGUUGGAUUCCGUGCGACACGCUGUGCUAGCCACGGAGAGAUUGUGGCUGGACAGUGCACCAACACCGGGUCGGCCGUGAUGGGUGGACAGCCGUCGAACCAGGGCCGUGGUGUGAACGGUAUGUUCAUCGUGACCACCAACGGUAACUCUCCGUUUGCUCAAGCCCUGCCGAUUCUGCUGGUUGUCUCGCAACCGGUGGAUCGCAACUCGAACUGGCAGCUCGUCCCCGAUAGCGCCGGUAGACUGCAUUUGGUCAACACGAAUCCUUACAAUCUGGAUCAGCAAGAUGUGGCACCAGUCUUCAAUCCUGAGCAAGAUUUAAUCUUCCGCCUGUUUACUCGUGCCAAUCCGACUACUCCGCAAAUCCUAGAGUUUGGAAACCCAGCAUCGAUUGCGGCCUCGAACUUUAAUCCGGCCCAUCCGACGCGGUUCACCAUCCACGGAUGGAACAGCAACGGUAACGAUGGUAUGAACACGAACAUCCGCAACCGGUACCACGCCAUCGGGGAGUUUAACGUGAUCAGUGUCGAUUGGAGUGCUGGUGCGGUGAAUCCAAACUAUAUUGCCGCUCGUAAUGCCGUCGGACCGGCUGGUGCAGCGUUGGCCGCAUUUAUCGAUCAGCUCGUGGCGGCCGGGGCCUCGCCGGACAACAUGUACGUGAUCGGAUUCAGUCUUGGCGCACAUGUGGCCGGUAAUGCUGGGAAGGGACAGAAUGGACGGCUUAACACCGUGAUCGCGCUAGAUCCGGCAGGUCCGCUGUUUUCGCUCGGACAACCAGAUGCCGUUUCACCGGCCGAUGCACGCUACGUUGAGAUGAUCAUGACGAACGGAGGGCUGCUGGGUAACAGUGUGCCGAUGGGCCAGUCAACCUUCACGCCGAACGGUGGCCGUACGCAACCAGGAUGUGGAACGGAUAUCGGUGGUGGUUGUGCUCAUGGAAGGGCACCGGCGUACUUUGCUGAGUCGAUUGGUAGCUCUACCGCGUUCCGAUCGACACGGUGCGCUAGUAUCCAGGAGGUGGAAGCGGGAGGCUGUACUCCUAGUGGACCCGAUGCCAACAUGGGUGGUGAACCGUCGAACUAUGGACGAGGAGUUGCGGGAGUUUACUUCCUCACCACCAACGAUGCUGCUCCUUUUGCUAGAGGAUAA